CUGUUCAUCCGGAUGCGUUCGGCGUAGCUGUGGAAAAAAAGUGUCGGAAUCAUCGACCUGGCAGCCAUGAAGUACGACUCCAAUAUUCUGGUGCUGAAGGUUGGAACUUCCACCAUCAUGACCUCCGAUGCCCGUGGACAACGCGUGAAUGUAGCGAACCUAUCCAGAUUGGUGGAGGUCAUUGCGGAUUUGAGCCAUCAGGGCUACAAAGUGGUUUUGGUGACCUCAGGAGCUGUUGGUAUGGGCUGUCGAGAGCUUGGACUGAAGAAAAAGCCGACGAAUCCAGAGAUGAAACGUGCUGUCGCAGGCGUCGGACAAAGUCGUAUCAUGCGGCUCUAUUCAGAACUCUUCGAGACAGUUGGGAUGAAGAUUGCCCAGCUCCUAGUGAGUCAGCGCGAUUUCUUGGAACAGCAGCGUUGGGCAGAGAUCCGAGACACCAUUUCAGCCUGCUUGGAAGCCGGGGUCGUGCCGGUGAUCAAUGAGAAUGAUACGACGAACACAGACGGCGUGCGCUUCGGCGACAACGACAACUUGGCGGCGCUGACGGCGGUACAACUGGAAGCGGAAGGGGUUUUCCUCUUCACAGAUGUUGACUAUUUGUACACUGCAAAUCCCAAUGUGGAUCCAGCUGCUGAACCUAUGAAGGUGGUCAACGAGGCUUUCGAGUUGAAGGUGGACACUCGUGAGCCCGGCUCUGGGCUGGGCACCGGGGGCAUGUCCACCAAGAUCGCGGCCGCGCGCACGGCUCACUGUGCCGGUAUCCCUUGCGGAAUUUUGCAUGGCAGACACCCUGAGCGAAUCUAUAGUUUUUUGUCGCGACUUGACGAGGACGCUGAUUCCACUCAUUGCACCAAAACUGCCUCCCCAGUGGCCAGCGACGCCGACAGCGACGUUGCGAACGUGGCGACCGUCGCGGACUGCGACCCCGAGGGUACCCUCUUUGCGGCGCGCGAGGUGGGUGACCGGGAGCCGGUCACGGAGGAGGAACGCUGGGUGUUGAGCCUACCCUUGGUGGGAGAUGUGAAGGUGGAGUCAACAAUCAGUUCAGUGCCUGCCUCCGAUUUGAGGGAGUUGAUCCUGCAGGAGAUGUCAUCCUCUGGCGAUCUCGAGAGGAUGCAGAGCCUCUCCAGUGCUGGGCACUAUGGCGGCGUGCGCGUCUUCCACGACACCGUGGAGAUCGCACGUGUGCGAGUGACCUUCGAUGAAGAGGGUGCUUGCAGCUUGCCUCCCAGCGUGCCGGGCAUGCAGCAAGUCUUGGUGUUGACCCCUGCUGCUGAGAGCUGUUGCGACAUGUGAAGUUCCGACUGGCCAUGUGAUUAGUGGCCCUUGCACAGCCUGGUUCAUGCCGAGUUGAUUGGAACAUGUGUGGCUGAAUCAGCCAUGCAGGAAUGAUCCAGCCCAGGGCAUGAAUGAAUACUCCUCUGCAACAAACAACUAAUUCAUCAAUGUCAUCGCACACUGUCGAUGACAUUCGCGUUGUGCCGGCUUCCCCGUGGAAGUUGGAGGGCACUUUCCAAAGGAUGAAGACAUCACGUCCUCAGUUAUCCAACAGUACCCUCGUCAUCAAGACA
Messenger RNA from Cladocopium goreaui, 1571 nucleotides. Lineage: Eukaryota; Dinophyceae; Suessiales; Symbiodiniaceae. The record is from the annotation of a GenBank genome assembly.